Molecule: messenger RNA, 1491 nt
Organism: Rattus norvegicus (Norway rat)
Lineage: Eukaryota; Metazoa; Chordata; Mammalia; Rodentia; Muridae
Gene: Prp2
Product: proline rich protein 2
Exons: 3
Coding region: 35-763 (242 amino acids)
Cellular component (GO): extracellular region
Source: RefSeq, marked validated
CAGAUUUGGGAGAAACUACAGAGCCUCUUCCAAGAUGCUGGUGGCCCUCCUCACAAUGGUCCUGCUGGGCCUGAGCUUUGCUCAGGAACCAGAACUUCAGAACCUAAACCAGGUCCCCAAUCAGAGGCCACCACCUUCAGGAUUCCUACCAAGACCACCUGGUAAUAGGAACCAGCAAGGCCCACCACCAAAAGGAGGCCCACAGCAGAGACCUCCUCAAGGCCCACCCCCACCAGGAGGUCCACAGCAGAAACCUCAAGGCCCACCCCCACCAGGAGGCCCACAGCAGAGACCUCAAGGCCCACCCCCACCAGGAGGCCCACAGCAGGGACCUCAAGGCCCACCCCCACCAGGAGGCCCACAGCAGAGACCUCAAGGCCCACCCCCACCAGGAGGCCCACAGCAGGGACCUCAAGGCCCACCCCCACCAGGAGGCCCACAGCAGGGACCUCAAGGUCCACCCCCACCAGGAGGUCCACAGCAGAGCCCCCCUCAAGGUCCACCCCCACCAGGAGGUCCACAGCAGGGACCUCAAGGCCCACCCCCACCAGGAGGUCCACAGCAGGGACGUCAAGGUCCACCCCCACCAGGAGGCCCUCAGCAAAGACCUCCUCAAGGCCCACCCCCACCAGGAGGCCCACAGCAGAGACCUCCUCAAGGCCCACCCCCACCAGGACGCCCCCAACAGAGACCUCCUCAGCCUGGAAACCAACAAGGCCCUCCACAAGGUCCCCAGUCUGGCAGACCUCAGGGACCUCAGUAAACCAGAUAUCAGUGAAAGAAACUAAGAAAGUGGUUCCCUCACACUCUUCUUCCACUGCCACCACAGGAUGAGAACUGGAUCUUCAUUCACUGCAUUAAUAAAAUGAUCAGCAUGCAACUUCUGAUUGGUGUAUUUCUUUCUUGGUGUUCUUCCUCCCACAAUAUCAGGACUCACAAUUACCUAAAAUCACCCAUAUUCUCUCAGGGCUUCAGCCUGUAAUUUCUCCCAGCAACUGUCCAUAAGCCAGUUACCAGGUACCAGGUCUUUUACUGCUGUGUUUCUGCCUGAGUCAUAAAGCAGACACUCUCUUCCCAGUGUUGUGUAGUAUCUAUCUCUGAAAAUGGGUGUUUGGGUGUUGCUUUGCCUAAUCUGGGGUGCAAGGUCAAGCAGCUAUGAACCAAAUGCCAAGGCAAAGGGUCGUGGUGCAUAUGGAUGUGUCCUGGGGCACCAGUGUGUCUCAGAGAAAGGGAGGAAUGACCAAACAUCUUUGGAAGAAGUAGUAGGCUGAUAGGCUAUAAUCACUGAUAUACUGGUCUGCAGUGGCUAUAGGUCAUCCAAGGUAGAUAGCAGAGUUUUCAAGACAUGGCUGCACCCUUGUGUUGUCUUACUCAUGGUUUCAUGUCCUCUACAAAACAUCAUGGCCAAGAAGCAAGUUGGAGUGGAAAGGACAUAUUCACCUUACAAUUCCACAUUUCUGCUCACAACCAAAGGAAAUUAGGACUGAAUUC